CGUGUACCAACGACGCGACCGCCGUCCUCCGCACCCGUUCUCCGGAGAACAUUUUUUUGUGCGCGUGACAUGUGAGGCCCUUCGUUUAAUUUCUCCCAUAGAGUCCUCAUCGGUGUCACCGCCAUAUCCAAAGUUUUGGAACUUAUUUAAAACGGAGGUACGAAGUAGUGGCUGUUAACUAAGAGACUUUGAAAAAACUACAUUCAACAGUGAUAACUAGAAAUGGGGAAUUGUUGCUCGAGGAUCAGGGCAUUCUUUAAACGUCAGCCUUCUUGUACACGACCAGAAUGUCUUCCUCGGCCACCGGACACAUCCACUUCCGGGGAGGAUCACAGAUCUCCGAUAUUGACCGUUGUACAUGUGGACCCCUGUAUAAAAGAAAAUGGCGAAGCUCACCGAACCUCCAGGUACGAGCUCAUGAACCGAAAUGGGAAGAACAGCAGAUUGGUGGUACGGAGAGGUCAGGCCUUCUUCUUGAACAUUACUCUGGCACGUGAAUAUAGGCCAUCUACCGAUGGCAUUUCAAUAGUCUUUACUUUGGAUGGAGUAAAGAAACCUCAGUACGGUCAUGGAACUCUUGUGGCAUCCCCGGUACUUGGACCCGGGGAAAUGUCUGAAGGAUCCUGGCAAACGACGAUCGAAUGGGCAGAUCAGGAUAUGAUUCGUAUAAAAGUUGUUCCAGAUGCAAAUGCAAUGAUUGGAAAAUGGAGAAUGGACAUUGAUACUAGAAGAAGACACUCGGAUGGAGCUGUAAGUUACUCCGUACAAAAUCCGUUUUAUGUCAUUUUCAACCCCUGGUGUGACGAAGACAUGGUAUACCUUCCAAAUGAAGAUGAACGUCAGGAGUAUGUAAUGGCCGAAGCGGGUUUAAUUUGGCGAGGAAGUUACAACCGUUUGAGACCAACCGUGUGGAAGUAUUCGCAAUUUGAAAAAGACAUUUUGGAUUGCGCUCUUCAUCUAAUGAUCGAAGUUGGCAAGACAAGGAUUACAGGCAGAAACGAUGCUGUGGUGAUAUGUCGUGUUCUUUCCGCCGCGGUCAAUUCUCCGGAUGACAACGGCGCGGUGAUGGGCAACUGGUCUGACGAUUUCGAGGGUGGUACUCCACCUACGAAGUGGCUCGGCUCGCAGAAGAUCUUACAGGAAUACUACAAGACAAAGAAGCCGGUUAAAUAUGGACAGUGUUGGGUGUUUUCCGGUGUCUUGGCAACUGUUUGUCGUACACUUGGCAUUCCUUGUCGGGUAGUGACGAAUUACUCCAGCGCCCAUGACACCCAGAGUAGUCUUACUGUCGACUACUUCGUCGAUGCAGAAGGAAAGAUAAUGGAGGAACUCAACAGCGAUUCCAUCUGGAAUUUUCACGUCUGGAACGAAGUAUGGAUGACGCGACCAGAUUUGUCGAUCGAAUGUGACGGGUGGCAAGUAAUAGAUGCCACUCCCCAAGAACUGAGUGAAGAUGCAUAUCGUUGCGGUCCAGCAUCUGUUGCGUCUGUAAAGAAAGGCGAAGUCUUACGACCAUACGACAAUGCUUUCCUGUUCGCAGAAGUUAAUGCCGAUAAAGUUUUCUGGAGAUACAACGGACCUACUCAACCCUUGAAACUAAUCAGAAAGGAUAUCUACGGAAUUGGUCAAUUUAUUAGUACGAAGGCAGUUGGCAAAUGGGAGCGGGAAGACAUUACGCAUACCUACAAAUAUCCUGAAAAAUCAAUUGAAGAACGGGCUGCCAUGUUGAAAGCUCUUCGGCAGAGCGAAUCAUUGUUUAGCCGUUACUACUUGAAUGAAGAGUUCAAUGAUGUGAUGUUUAAUUUUGAACUUAGAGAUGACAUCCUAAUUGGUCAACCUUUUAGUGUAGUAAUGCUGAUCAAAAAUCGAAGUAUGGAUAAGGAGUAUCAGAUAAUUGUGAUAAUGAGGGUAGAAACAGUUUUGUAUACUGGACGUGUAGGAGAUCCAAUAAGAAAAUCGGAAAAACGACGAUUAGUAAAGCCAGGUGUACUUGAAGAAAUUCGUUUGGAUAUUACAUGGGAAGAAUAUGGACCAAGAUUAAUGAAUCAAUGUGCUUUCAAUAUUGCUUGCUUAGCCACGGUCAAAGACACAAAUUUUGAAUAUUUCGCUCAGGAUGACUUCCGUGUAAGGAAACCAGACAUCGAAAUUACGCUUCAAAAUCCAGCUAUUGUUGGCGAGAAAUUGGAAGCAGUUGCUAAAUUUUUGAAUCCACUUCCAAUACCUCUAAGAAGAGGAAAAUUUAUUAUCGAAGGGCCUGGAUUGAAGGAACAGUUGAAGGUAAAACUGUCGGACAAUGUUGAAGUCGAUGCAGAAGCAAAGUGUGCGUUUUCAAUGGUUCCCAUGUUAGAUGGUCGUGCAACCAUAGCAGUAAAGUUUUAUUCCAAGGAGCUCGAUGACGUAGAUGGAUUUAUUAAUUUCAUGGUGAAGCCUUCAAAAAUAGCCAAUACCAUGGGUUAAUUUAUGUAAAAAUCUCAUACGGUAUAGUUAAGUAAAAAUUAAUUCGAUCGUUCUAGAAAAAUUUGUCUAAAUUGUGGACGAACGAUAACGUCGGGUUAAUCAUGAACCGUAACUGUUAAGUAUUACAGCUAAAUCCAAAAUUACAUAAGUUUUUAAUAGAUAUAAGAAGAGCGAAAUCAUAAAGCUACCAACCUGUGUUUUUAUAAUAUAAAAGUGUCAUUUUAAAACGUAACUUUAUGCUUUAUUUUGGCCAAAGUAAUAAUCAGGUCAAAGCACUUAUCUUUAUGAUAAGAUUGUAAUAUAUGUUACGCCUAUUAGAUUUAUCUGACGAAAUAGUCGUGAUCGAUAUGUACCCAUGUGCUCAUUCUCUAAAAUCUAUAAAUAUGAUACGAUUUUACGAUAUAAGUAAAAGUUGUUGUUGGUAUGUAUAAAUAUUUUAGCACAAUUCCUAAAAUCUAUAUUUUAUACCUAAUGUCGUAGGAAAUAAAUUCGCCAUUAUCGUUCA
This is a messenger RNA of Orussus abietinus, 2962 nucleotides long. It is a transcript of the gene Tg, whose product is annotated as annulin. Gene Ontology annotation, biological process: peptide cross-linking. The record is from RefSeq and is a predicted model, not a curated record. Lineage: Eukaryota; Metazoa; Arthropoda; Insecta; Hymenoptera; Orussidae. The coding region runs from base 223 to 2457 and encodes 744 amino acids. Gene Ontology annotation, molecular function: protein-glutamine gamma-glutamyltransferase activity. The transcript has 11 exons.